CACUAGGCACCAUAGUUUGUUUAUGAACGCGUUUGAUGAGCCCUAAGGAUGAGCCGUAUUGGUCUAUAGUUUAUUUAGUUUCUAUGAAAAGUGUUUCCUCGUCAUGUCUGAAGCCGCAGAAAAGGUAGAAAGCGCCUCUGACGCCAGGCGAAGAAUAUUAAACAUCGCUGUCUCCACGGUUCUGUUGGAAACGGGUUUUGACUCUGCAGACAAAGUGGCUCUAGAAACUCUUACUGAAAUUCUACAAUGUUUUUUUACGGAAGUCGGCAAUGCUGCCAAAGGCUACUGCGAACUUUCGGGCAGAGUAGAACCCGUCCUGGGAGAUGUUAUUAUGUCUUUUGUUAAUAUGGGUAUCAGCAUCCAAGGCCUUGAGCAAUACGCAGCUCGCCCCAACCGGCAUGUGAUUCAGCCGCCGCAGCAGGCACCUGCACCGCGCACGCCUGCCAUGUUAUCAGCCGGAUCUAAAGCAAAACCUGCACCACAUAUUCCGUUCCAUCUGCCGCCGUUACCCGACCCACAUGCUUAUAUUCGGACACCCACCCACAAGCAACCAGUGACAGAGUACGAAGCAAUCAGAGAGAAAGCUGCUAGUCAGAAACGAGACAUCGAGAAAGCGCUCACCAAGUUUCUUGCGAAGACUAGCGAAACGCACAAUUUAUUCAAUACAGAUGACAACCAAGUGUAUCCUUUAAUUGCAUGCAAGCCUACAUUCCCAGCAUAUCUCACGUGUCUACUGCCAACAGACCAAGUGUUCGAUUUUGACGAGCUCGAGUAUCACUUCCAAGUAGCUAAUAGGACGGAAGAUAUGCCUCCUGAUAAAAAAGAUAAUUCCGACAAUGAAGGCGAUAACGGCAAUGACGACACCGCAAAUUCCCAAACUGACACACAAGAUUCACAAGCACCACCAAGUCCAAAGACUUGAGAACAAUUUUUUUUUAGAUUAAGU
Hyposmocoma kahamanoa is the source of this 946-nucleotide messenger RNA. RefSeq names its product transcription initiation factor TFIID subunit 8 (gene Taf8). Lineage: Eukaryota; Metazoa; Arthropoda; Insecta; Lepidoptera; Cosmopterigidae. Gene Ontology annotation, cellular component: transcription factor TFIID complex. The record is from RefSeq and is a predicted model, not a curated record. Gene Ontology annotation, biological process: transcription initiation at RNA polymerase II promoter. The coding region runs from base 104 to 922 and encodes 272 amino acids. The transcript has 6 exons. Gene Ontology annotation, molecular function: protein heterodimerization activity.